Oncorhynchus gorbuscha (pink salmon) is the source of this 1248-nucleotide messenger RNA. Its product is annotated as RING finger protein 223-like. Gene Ontology annotation, molecular function: ubiquitin protein ligase activity. NCBI's taxonomy places the organism in Eukaryota, Metazoa, Chordata, Actinopteri, Salmoniformes, Salmonidae. The coding region runs from base 448 to 1158 and encodes 236 amino acids. The transcript has 2 exons. Gene Ontology annotation, biological process: protein ubiquitination. The record is from RefSeq and is a predicted model, not a curated record.
AUCAAUGUCAUUACAUUGAUUUGAAAAGGGAGUCGGCAGAGCAGGGAAAGUGAGUCGACCAAUGGACACAGUGAGAGAAGGACCUCCAGGCUAAUACUAACGCUAACCCUUGUGUUACUUUGAAGGCUUUGUGAGCACACCUGCAGCAGCUUGACUUCCACUCGUUUAGCCUAUCUAGCGUAGCAUCCAAGGACCAGGGAGCACUGUAUAGUGAUCCCCAUAGCUCACACCUCCUCCGUGGUACCCCCCCCCCCCUAGCUUUUCAUGAAGAUGUGUUUUAGUCUACAGAAGGCUGGACCAAAUACACUGUAAUACACUACAAAGAGAGAGAGAGGGGAUAAUCUGGCAGAAUCAUCAUUAAACCGAUAAUCCACACCAAGUACAAAGAAGAGAAAGGGGGACAACGACUAAAGGAAGCGGGAAAAGGAUACAGAACAUCCCUUCAAAAUGGCGCAGAUCCCUCAGGUGUGGCACACCCAGGAAGUGAAAGUGGACCUGGAUAUAAUGGGGGCUGUUGGCAUCCAACCCGAGUGCUCCAUCUGCUUCAACACCUACGACAACGUCUUCAAGACGCCCAAGCUGCUGGACUGUGCCCACACCUUCUGCCUUGAGUGUCUGUCACGUCUCAUGGCCAUUUCACUGGGAGAGCAGGAAGGAGGAGGCAGCAGCAAGAUCCUGUGUCCCUUCUGCCGCCAUCCCACCCUCCUGACCAAGGAGGGUCCCCCGGCCCUGGCCACCAGCAGCGAGGUACUGUGUAAGCUGCCCAGCAACCAGCAGCACGAGGAGCCUGUGUGGCUAGACGGAGAGAAGCUGUGCUACAAACGGGCCUUGGAGGCCAGCCCCGAGGCCUCUAGCUCCACCUCGACCUUCUGCAUCUGCAUCAACAUAGGGGCCAGCAAAGCAGCCGAAGUUCCGGCUCAGACACGCCCCCACAACACGGCCUUUAUGAGGCGUCUGACCAGCUGUAGGCGGCUGCUGCUCUUCAUGGUGCUGAUGGUGCUGCUAGUGGUCAUCGUGCUGUGGCCCCUGCAGUGCAUCGUCACCACAGGCAACAUGUACUGCAUGCCUCGCCCUGUGGGCCCAAUACAAGGCUCCAUCACCACCACUGCUACCCCAUUCACCAGCAUAAACCAUUCCACAAGGGGAGCCUUUCAUUAAAAUACAUGUAUGUAGUAUGCCAGAUUCCACCGCUGCCACAUUCUCCUUCAGCUCCACUAAAGGGUAUCCAGCCACAGCCCCCCCCCCCCC